Molecule: messenger RNA, 4267 nt
Organism: Schistosoma margrebowiei
Lineage: Eukaryota; Metazoa; Platyhelminthes; Trematoda; Strigeidida; Schistosomatidae
Source: the annotation of a GenBank genome assembly
AUGCUAAUAAUAAUUAAAGUUUUUAAACAUUAUACUCGCAUUAAUCAAGCAUUAUCACGAUGUCGUUAUUACAAAUACACACAGUAUAUUGGCAAAAACCAGACACGAUAUUUCUCAACGGAAUCAUCUAAAAAUGUCUUGUCAGACACAGUGAUAAAUAAAUAUUGUACUGAUGAAGAAAUAAAAUGUUCAGAGAAAAGUUCUGUAUAUCGUUUUGUUCCAUCUAAACCUAUUUGGAAACGAUUUGAUGUUGGGGUGCAGCAUGAAUUAGAAGAGGUGAAUAGUAUAUCUGGAACAAAGGAUUGUGUAUCACCUGAUAAACAGGAUAUAUUUUAUAUUGAUCACAGUGCUCUUCCAAAACGAACCCGAUUGGAUAUGAAUGUAGUUAAACUACUUGAACAGAUAUCGCUAAUAAAUUUCAAAGAAGAAAAUUUGAGAAUUCUUGAAGAAGCUAUACGCUAUGCUGAUUCAUUGCUAACGAAAGAAGCUUUUCAUGGAACAACUAAUAAUCAGUGUUGGAGUCUAGAUAAUACAGAACCGAUGAUUAGUUUAUGUGAUGAAAUUAAUGUUGGCUCCAAUUGCUUUUUAGAUGAUGACGAUGGUGAUAAUCACAUUGCAUAUAAUUGUAAUCUAGCUACUGAUAUUAUGGAACAAAUACCUGAUAAAUGGGAAGGUUAUAUUGUUGCUCCAUUGGAUAAUAUUCCAGUAGAGCAAAAAGAAUCUAGUCGAGUUCAAGGAGUGAAGGUGUAGUUAACCGGUCAACAAAGUGAAUAUGCUUAUAAUUUUGAUGAAAGUAGCGGAAAAGAAACAAAUAUACACGUAUUAACACAAUGUAUACCGUAAUAAUAAAAAUCGAAAUGAGAGUAACAAUGUGGUUUCCUUUUCAUAAUCCUAUGUUAUUCGUAAAUAUUAACGGACGUAUCGUAGGCAUUAUCGGAGCACCUGAUACAUGAUACUGACAACGGAUAAAUACGAAUUUUUAAAACUACCUUUAUUCCCACUAAACAAUUCAAUAGCUGUCUGCACUUUGUAGCUUAAUAGAUAACGCCUUGGUGCCUAAAGCGACCGGUUCCACAUUUUCGUCUGGAUAUUAAGAUGAGGAGCCCUAGAUAGGAUGAGACGCACUUGGCACGAUCCAAAUGUCUUAUCAAUAACACUUAAAAAUCCGUUUAAAAACAAGUAAUGCCUUCUUGCGUCUUAAUGAAAAGUUGUGUGGUAUCAAACCUACUUAUAGUUUUGAUGAUAAAAACAAGCACGCUACUGAAUUUCGCCCAGUUUAGGUCAGGUGGAAAUAUGAAAUGAAUAAAAUUCGAUAGUUGGUGCACUUAUAAAUAAAAUAAUUUGUAAAUUUCUGAGCAUAAACCCAUUGAUUUUACAGAUGGCCAAUGAUAUUCAAAAAAGUACAAUCCUUUUGUUCUACUAAUCGAGUAGUUUGUACUGAAUAGUGGAUCAUCGCGCUACUGCUUACUGGUGAAUUAGUUAUUUUCAUUUAUUUAAUUCAUUUAGUCGCAUCUGUAAGUGUAAUUUUAUAUAGGUUUAUGUAUUAAUUUAUUGAGCACAGCUAAUAAUGGAUAGGCUAUCAGGUUGUUGAUUGUUUAAGCUGAAUAAGCUUAAGUUUUACCUUACCAUGUAUCUAUGAACAUUGUUAAAAGCGAUAUCAAUCUUUUGUCUAGUUCACAUAAAUUCUGGCUCAAUUAAGUACCGAAAACUGACCCGGAUAAAGAAAAUGAUAUCAAUAAGUUAACGAGAAAAGAAUGGUAGGACCAAUGAUGAAAUGAACAGAAAUAGCAAUGAAUGGACAGUGAUUACCAAUAUGAUUAGCUACAUAUCGAUGCACAUUGACUUUAGUCACAACAUAGAGUCACCGAAAACAAUGACAUAAUACAGAGUCAUUUAAAGUUCUACGAUUAAAGACACCACGCUCGACAAGAGUCAGUCAGUCAGUAACAACGUAGAACUUAGUACGUACGUACAUCAGUUCGAGUUGCCACACCACAUUAGCACAGAGAUGCAGUGGUCGAUUCAAAUCCCGUAGUGGUAGAGGUAGCAAGAGUAUAAGCAGUAAUCGGGAAGAUUAGGGUUUGGAGAUGUUAUUUAACGAGUAUAAUCCAGUGAAAUAAAUUUGGAAAGAGGAAAAAAAGGGGCAUGAAGAAUUCAGAUAAUUAGAAUUUGGGAGAACACAAAGAGUAUAUACACCUGCGCCAUUGCAAACGAUUUUGAGCCAUGUCAUUCAAAGUCUCUAACCAUCGGUUGCUAUCAUCUCGCGGUCCCCAACCAGGUAGUCUGCACCUACCAACAUGACUCAGUCCACUUGUCAGUGACUUCAUGGGUUUGUGCCAUGUUUUGGUCUGGCCGCCCCUAGCUUUCUUCCAACCUACUCCUAUACCACUGAAUAUAGCACGUCGAGGUAGUCGGUGGUUGGGCAUACGUAACACGUGUCCCAGCCAUCUCAACUGAUGAAGUUUCACUACUUCAUCAAUUGAUUUGCCAUCCUUACCUAGUACCCGUUUUCUAACAGCUGCGUUACUUACUCGGUGGUCCCAGGAUAUACGAGCAAUACUUCGAAGACACCUAUGAUCAAAUACUAGUAACCUACGAAUAUCCUCUACUCUUAUCGGCCAUGUUUCACAGCCAUAAAGUAGGACGGAACGAACUGCUGCGCAGUAAACACGUCCUUUGGUUGGUAGACGGAUAUCUCGCCUACGCCAUAAAUGACGCAAGUUGGCAAAAGCUAGUCGAGCUUUCUGUAUCCGUGCUGAGAUUUCGUCACACACCAGACCACAAGGGCUGAUGAGACUUCCAAGAUAAGUGAAGAGGUCGACACGCUCAACUACUUCACUCCCUAUCACUAGUUCGGGUGUCGAUGUAACCCAAUCCUGAAGCAACAUUUUGCAUUUCGAGGGAAAGAAUCGCAUCCCGAACAUGCUUGCAUUGUUGCUUAGAGUGGUCAGAAGACUCUGCAUUUUGUCAGCGUCUUCACCAAAUAAAACGAUGUCAUCUGCAUAUUCUAAGUCAACAAGUGAACCUUCCGGUAGAAGUUCAACCCCCGGAAAUUUAGAUGAGAGGAGUGUUAUCUCUAAAAGUACGUCGACCACAAAGUUGAACAAGAAUGGGGAGAGUGGACAGCCCUGACGAACACCACUUGAGAUAAUCAAUUCUGAAGACAGUUCGCCAUAAGCUCUCACUCUGCCAGUUGUGUUCGAGUAGAGAGCCUUUAUAAGGUUAAUGUACUUCUUUGGUACUCCUUUCAGUGACAAACACUGCCAUAGAACCUCACGAUCAACAGAGUCGAAUGCCGCCUUAAGAUCGAGAAAUACUACCAUUGUGGGGCGUCUGAAUGUGUGUCUGUGUUCUAGAACCUGACGUAGUGUGAAUAUCUGAUCUAUACAACCACGUCCAGGUCGAAAACCGGCCUGGUUUUCUCUAGUUUGCUCUUCACGAGCUUUGAUUAGGCGUCGAAGUAUUAUUGAGGCUAAUAUUUUAGACACUAUAUUAGUCAAACUGAUUCCUCUGUGAUUGUCACAAGAGGACUUUUGUCCUUUCUUAUAAACUGGCACAAUCAGUGAUUGAGACCAGUCAGAUGGGAUUACGUCCAGUUCCCAAAUUCUACCUAAGACCUCGGUUAAUCUUAUUGCUAAUACUGGACCACCAUCCUUAAAAAUCUCAGGAGUAAACCUAUCAGAUCCUGCUUCUCUCCCUCGCUUCAGAUUUCCUAUGGCUUUUUCAACUUCAUAAAGAGACGGAGGACCUACAUUAACUUGCCAUUCAGGUUGACUGGGGAUCGUGGGAAACCGAAGUGUGGCUGAAGGCCAGUUGAACUGAUCCCUGAAGUGUUCUGCCCAUCGAUCCAAUCUCCUGGAUUGAGAAUGAAUAAUAUGUUCAUCUUUCUCUGAGAUUGUUCCGCUAACAGUCGGGUUCCUAAUUCCGGUUUCCUUAACGAGUCUAAACAAUUGUCUGCUAUCACCUAUUGUCGUUGCCUUUUCCAUCUCUCUUGCUUUCGCUACCCACCACUGUUCGCGAUCAUUGCGUAGACUUCUUGUUAGUUUGCGCUUAAGCUGACUCCGCUCUUCACUAUGUUCAGAGCCAGGUGGAAUGAGUUUCCGAGCAUCUAUCAGUGCGAUAGAUGCUGCUGAGAUCCAGUGUUGCUCCCUAACCUUCUGGUUUACCUUACUAACAGAUAUCACUGCUGUUUCCACAGCUUUUCGGAUAUCAUUCCAUGCUGCCUCGGGGUGGGCAUCACAUACAUGGCUGCCUAACUGUUUUCCUA